This is a messenger RNA of Colletotrichum gloeosporioides, 1407 nucleotides long. Its product is annotated as DNA repair protein rhp57. The transcript has a single exon. Bases 1 to 1407 code for a protein of 468 amino acids. Gene Ontology annotation, biological process: resolution of mitotic recombination intermediates; telomere maintenance via recombination; t-circle formation. The record is from RefSeq and is a predicted model, not a curated record. Lineage: Eukaryota; Fungi; Ascomycota; Sordariomycetes; Glomerellales; Glomerellaceae. Gene Ontology annotation, molecular function: ATP-dependent DNA damage sensor activity; four-way junction DNA binding; ATP binding. Gene Ontology annotation, cellular component: Rad51C-XRCC3 complex; replication fork.
AUGACGGACCUCUCGCAGCUCCUGCCUGACUUUCCUGUCAGGCAAUUUGCUGGACUCGUGCAGACUCUCGAAAGACACCAGAUAUCAACCACCGAGCUCCUGACCUUGGAUGUUGUUGACAUCGGCAAGCGUACGCAGUUGCCGCUUCUUGACGUCAAGAGGCUAUGUGCAGCUGUCGUCGACGCCCUUCAUCGCAACUUUGGUCCCCCACACCUUGAUUCGGACGAGAGCCCGCCUCUCAAGCGAUCGCUCACAGACCUGCAAAAUCAAUGGUCUACUAUCAGCACUCUCGACGAUGACCUAGACAGAGCGCUGGGAGGAGGGGUGCCAACCGGAUACGUGACCGAGAUCACGGGAGAGAGUGGUGCUGGGAAAACGCAAUUCUUGCUCUCUCUGCUACUCGCUGUUCAGCUACCCCCUCCUUAUGGUCUUGGUCGGCCCGCCUUGUACAUCACUACAGAGGCUCAGUUGUCCACCAGACGACUGUCACAAAUGAUGUCAGCAAACCCGCGACUCAAAGAUCUUCCCGAUGAUGAGAGACCUUCUUUCGACGGCAUCUCAAGCACAUCGACCCCUGAUCUCGAAUCACAAGAGCACAUCCUCCAGUUCCAAGUCCCAGUCGAAGUUGAGCGACGCAACAUCGGCCUCAUCGUUCUCGAUUCCGUUGCUUCCAACUACCGAGCUGAGUUUGAGCGCGGUGCUAUGGGCAACCAGGGAUCAAACAUGGGAGCUCGAAGUCACGAGUUGACACGGCUGGGUGCCUUGCUUAGAGAGCUGGCUCAAAAGUACAGCCUGGCUGUCGUGGUAUCCAACCAGGUUGCGGAUCGGUUCUCCAGCCCACUUGCGGUCUCCAGAAUGCCGCCGCCUAGUACCAACGUAAGGUUCACUCAAGAGAGCCCACUGGCGUCAAGGAGUAGAGGCCCGCCGCCAGACUUUUCACUAUCCGCUGUCGAGCCGCCGUCGUCUAUGGCGGAGCAGUUGCGGUCUAGCAUUCCAGAACCUCCCGGAUUCGAUGAUGUCGGACCCCCGGCCCUGCCCGCGCUGGCAUUGGAUCAUCAGCAACGGUGGUUUACAGGAUGGGGUGACGACCCUCUUGCCGAUUACGGCCUCAAGACGCCAAGUCUGGGACUGGUCUGGUCGACGCAGAUCGCCUGCCGCAUUGCGCUAUUCAAGAAACCCGUCUACGGAGUUCAUCGACAUGUGGACGAUGAAGCUGAGGAUGGAGGGGUGCCAGCGCUCAAGAACUGGCGUCGGUGGAUGAAGGUGGUCUUCGCUCCGCAUGCCAAGGCGACAGGACAGGGAUUGGACGGCGCCGUUGAAUUCGCGGUGACGAUGGCAGGGUUGAAGGCUGUCACAAAAAAGACGAAAGCCGAUGGCUUGCCCGUUAUCGCUAAGGAGUCACGAUGA